Purpureocillium lilacinum is the source of this 606-nucleotide messenger RNA. Its product is annotated as H(+)-transporting V0 sector ATPase subunit c''. Gene Ontology annotation, molecular function: proton-transporting ATPase activity, rotational mechanism. The record is from RefSeq and is a predicted model, not a curated record. NCBI's taxonomy places the organism in Eukaryota, Fungi, Ascomycota, Sordariomycetes, Hypocreales, Ophiocordycipitaceae. Gene Ontology annotation, cellular component: proton-transporting V-type ATPase, V0 domain; membrane. Gene Ontology annotation, biological process: proton transmembrane transport.
AUGAGCCUCUACUAUGGAGUCGGCGGCAUUACGUCGUUUCUGACCAUCGUGGGAGCGUACAUGCUCUUCACCGGCAGCGGCGAGUCAUUCAACGUCGGCGCGUUCUUAGAAUCAGUGUCGCCCUACGCCUGGGCUGACCUUGGCAUCGCUCUGUGCAUUGGCCUGUCGGUGGUCGGCGCCGCUUGGGGCAUAUUCAUCACUGGAUCCUCCAUCCUCGGCGCCGGCGUCAAGGCGCCGCGCAUCCGAACCAAGAACCUCAUUUCCAUCAUCUUCUGCGAGGUCGUCGCCAUCUACGGCGUCAUCAUGUCCAUCGUCUUUUCCGCCUUGGUCGACAGCGUCGAGGGCCCCGAAGCCUUUUCUGCCAAUGCCUACUAUACCGGCUACGCCAUUUUCUGGUCAGGCGUGACGGUCGGCCUGUGCAACCUCGUGUGCGGUGUCGCCGUCGGCAUCAACGGCAGCGGGGCCGCCCUUGCCGACGCCGCCGAUGGGUCGCUGUUCGUCAAAAUUCUGGUUAUCGAGAUCUUCAGCUCCGUACUGGGCCUUUUCGGCCUCAUUAUCGGCCUGCUGGUGUCCGGCAAGGCUUACUCCUUUGGUAAGACCUCGUAG